AUUUUUCUAAGUAUCCUGUAAAGUGUUUUCAUUCUCUUUCAAUUCCAAGUAUGUUACAGAGCCCUUUAUGAUUUUCUUUUUCUCCCAGAGCUAUUUAGUAGGUUGCUAUUUAGUUUCCAAGCAUAUUUGUUUAAACUAUUUAACCACAUCUAAAUUUAAUGUCCGAUUUUCAGAUGAUGUAGUUUGUAUGAUGCCUCCUUCGCAGCCUCACAGAUUUCCGCUGGGCCUCAGCACCCUGGUAUCUUCACCCCAACACUGCCCAGGUGUGGGCUUGGUGGACACUCUGGGCCACGCUCUCACGGUGGCUGAAAUAGCUCUGUCCUAAGGGUCUGCAGACCCAAGUGUCAGCUUUGGCUCCUCGUCUUGCCCCUUGCAUCAUCCGGGGCAUGACCCCGCCCACCCAAUUUGAGCAGGCCAACCUGGGGCCGGGACCCUCCCAGCUUGGGAUCCUGCGGUGUGAAGACUCGCUCCCAGUAGGUCGGGACCACCCGUGUGCUCAGCGCACCUGGGCUUCUUCCUGGAAGCGCUUGGUUGGGGAUUAGGACCUGGAGGGCGACUGGGAGGUUGGCAUUGUUCCCAGUCCUUCCCGAUUCUCCAUUCACUGGUUUAUGCAUCCUUUGCACAGAUGCUCCCUGAGCGUAACCAGAGAGGGUGUGGGGCUGGUAGAGCUGAGUUCGGAGCUGCUGGGGCGCAGAGUGGGAGCGCUAAGACCGCGAGGCAAGGGAGAGGAGAUGGUCUCUCAGGAGGGCCCGGCAAGGCCCGUUUUUCCCUAGGACCACCCCUCGGAGUGGGGGCGGGGAGCUGACUCCGCCCGUUUUCUUCCCCGGCUUGGCACCAGAUCUCACUGUGGCUGUCAGGGACCCCAGGAUUUGGGUCAUCGACGAGUCGGGUGUUAGGUCCCUCCCCCCGGAAAAGUUCUGCGCAUUCUCUGCCCCGCCCUUCCCGCCUCCCGGGGGCGCAUCACCUCCGCUGUAGGUUCCCUGAGCCGCCCGCCCUGCCCUAACGGUGCCCUAGGCCUGGACCAAGUGCCCCCAUCCACCCAGAGAACACCGGCCGUCUCCAUUCGGCUUCUCUACCCUCCUCCCCAGCUGGCCGCUCUCCCGUGCCCUCUCUGCCCCGGGUCGGGGAUUCUCCGCUGUCCCGUGCCUGGAACGUGCUCAGCGGGAGCCUUCUAUAGAAAAGCCCGGGCACAGAUGCGGUGCAGGGACCAGCGCCCCCGAGGUGAUCCGAGGUCCCUCGGCCAGGACACAUGGAUGCCCACCCACCGAGCCUCAUGGUAGGAGUCUAACUGCCUCCAUUUCCUCACUUGUCCUGUGAGGACCCCUACCUUUUCCUCUGGGAACCUACCCUCCACUGGCCCCUUGUGGCCCUUGCCAGGCUCAGGCAUGCCCACCCUCAAGGGAGUGAGCAAAACCCUGCCCAGAUUGGGGCCUGCCGGAGGCCCUCAUGGGGGGAGGUUUGUAGAUCACCAUGAUCUGGCUCCCUCCUACUCCUCCAUACUGCCCCUCCCCUCAAUUUUUAGAGCCAAAGGGGCCUGAUGACUGUCUCGCCCAGCCAUGUGCCUGAGACACACCAUGAGGUGGAGCCAGAAUGAGGCUGGCACCCAGGGUUCCCUGGGGUGCUGGUGUAUGUCUUUUCAGGAGGCUGUGACGUUUGGUGAUGUGGCCGUACACUUCUCGAGGGAGGAGUGGCAGUGUCUGGACCCUGGCCAGAGGGCCCUCUACAAGGAGGUAAUGCUGGAGAACCACAGCAGUGUGGCUGGACUAGCAGGGUUCCUGGUCUUCAAGCCUGAGCUUGAUCAGCCCUUGCUCAGCCACACUGACACGGUCCCCUUCUCUGCCAUCCCCACAGCAGGGUUCCUGGUCUUCAAGCCUGAGCUGAUCUCCCGGCUGGAGCAAGGGCAGGAGCCAUGGGUCAUUGACCUGAAGGGAGUCGAGGGGAGAGAGGGGGCAAGAACCUGCCUUACAGAUUCUGCAGUUGGGAUUGCAGGUGAGCAGGCCUGUGAGGACAUGGAUGUUCUAAAGUCAGAACCCUGUGUGGCCAUGGUCAGAAGCCCCCCACAGGGUUUUCCUCAGAGUUCUAGCUUUAGAGACACCUCUGAGUCUGAGGUCUGGUCAGAGAGUAAGCCAGGCUCCCUCCUCCAGAGAAACCGCUUGAACACAGGGACUGUGGCUCCCAGGAAGACCUUCUCCAAGGAGGGUGCCCAGAGAUGUGGCGAGCUGGAGAGCAGUGGCGGCCUGGGUUGUCAGCCUGGCAGAAGUCAGGGAGGGGCCGCCGAAGGGACAUCCCAGAGAUGUGACCUGUGUGGCACAAGCUUCAGAUCUACUUCAGACAUUGCUCUGCAUCGAGACAUGAAUACACAGAAGAAACCUAACAGCUGUCUGGAGUGCAAAAAAAAAUUACCUGACUGUUCACAGGGGAAACAUGGAAGUAAGUGCCACGGAGAGAAGCCGUAUGAAUGUGAGGAGUGUGGGAAAGUCUUCAGGUUGUGCUCCCAGCUUAAUCAGCAUCAGAGAAUCCACACUGGAGAAAAGCCAUUCAGAUGCAUCGAGUGUGGAAAAGCCUUUCGUCUGAGCUCAAAGCUUAUUCAGCAUCAAAGAAUUCAUACUGGAGAAAAGCCCUACAGGUGUGAGGAGUGUGGAAAGGCCUUUGGUCAGAGCUCCAGCCUCAUCCACCACCAGAGGGUCCACACGGGGGAGAGGCCCUAUGGCUGUCGGGAGUGCGGGAAGGCCUUCAGCCAGCAGUCCCAGCUGGUCAGACACCAGAGGACCCACACCGGAGAGAGGCCCUACCAGUGCCAGGAGUGUGGGAAGGCCUUCAGCCAGAGCUCAACCCUGGCUCAGCACCAGCGGAUGCACGCUGGGGACAAACCUCAACUUCCAAGGAACCCAGAUGGUCCCAGCCUUGUUGCACAUCAGAGAAUCCACCCUACAGAGAAACCAUUUAAGUGUGACGAGUGUGGAAAGGCCUUCAGGUGGGUGUCUCGCCUCAGUCAGCACCAGCUGACCCACACUGGAGAGAAACCUUAUAAAUGCAACAAGUGUGCAAAAGCCUUUGGUUGUAGUUCACGGCUUAUUCGCCACCAGAGAACUCACACUGGAGAAAAACCAUUUAAGUGCGAGGAAUGUGGGAAAGGCUUUGUCCAGGGCUCACACCUAAUUCAGCACCAGAGAAUUCACACUGGAGAGAAGCCCUACGAGUGUAGUGACUGUGGAAAAGCCUUCAGCCAGAGCUCAAGCCUCAUUUACCAUCAGAGAAUCCAUAAGGGAGAGAAGCCCUACGAGUGCCUCGAAUGUGGAAAAGCUUUCAGUAUGAGCACACAGCUCACGAUACAUCAAAGGGUCCACACUGGGGAGAGACCCUACAAGUGUACUGAGUGCGGGAAAGCCUUCAGUCAAAACUCAACCCUUUUCCAGCACCAGAUAAUCCAUGCAGGAGUGAAGCCCUACGGAUGUAGCGAGUGUGGGAAAGCCUUCAGUCGGAGCUCCUAUCUUAUCGAGCAUCAGAGGAUCCACACCCGGGCCCAGUGGUAUCAUGAGUACGGGAAUACCUUGGAAGCUUCUACCCACGUGAGCCGUAAAAAAGUCAAUACUGUAAAGAAACUGCAUAAAUGUAAUGAAUGUGAGAAAAUAUUCAGGUGGCGCUCACAUCUCAUUAUACAUCAGAGAAUUCACACCGGAGAGAAACCUUACAAAUGUAAUGAAUGCGGCAAAGCUUUCAAUCGGAGCUCAAGGCUUACUCAGCAUCAGAAAAUUCACAUGGGAUAGACCACUUACCUUUAUAAAUGUGUAUAAAUGUGAAUAAACCUACAGCCUUAACUUUACAUAUUUUAUAUGGGAUCAUUUAUACUAACAAGAAUUUAGAACGUGGGGAUAGAUUCCAAAUUACCCUCUUAAGAAAGAAAAUGUCUAAAUUCAUAUAAAGUGGAUGUUCCUUUGCUGGGACGUGUGACCGUAGCCCACUCAGCAAAGCCUGUGUCCCUCGAGUCAGGGUGCACAUGUGUAGAGUUUCGAGCUCACAGAGGGAAGACCCUCGGUCCUAUGGAUGAGGAAGAUCAUGGGAAAAGGCCUGUGAGCUUUGCCACACAGGUAGCUUAGAAGUUACCCAAAGUGUCUUCCCUGAGCACUGGUCCUUCAGGUUGGCUUCAGCAGUCAGGAUGUGGUAGCUCGUGCUAGUGGAAGCCCAGAGGAAGGUGCCUAGAACCCCUUUCUCCCACCCCACCAGAGCAACCCGGGGUUACAGCCGGAGGGCUCAGUGCCGGCCUGUUCAGAGAGGAGCUUGGAUCAGCGCAGGACUCCAGGAAUUGCACCCGGGCCCAGGGACCUGCUCUGUGACUCUGGGAUGCCACUGUCCUUGAAAUCCAGAGUCUCUCUCCUUAUCAGCAUUGUUACAGGGUGAUCAUAAGAAUUGAACUGUAAGAGAGCCUCCCCCCUCCCACACUGAGACCCCAAGCUGGCAUCUCCAGCCAAACCCAGUGCAGACCUGGCCUCAGCAGGAAGAGCUCACGGGAGCCCAGCAGAUGCCACCCAGAGGCCAGGGUGUGUACUGUUCCUGCUGCUUACCAGACUUCUCUGAAUUCGUCCUGCCAUAAACUGCCAGAACUGGGAGGGUCUGGAAGCUGACAGAUGAGCCUGUUGCCUUUUCCCAGAGGCUGGUGGAGAUGGAGACAGACUGCUCACCAGCAGCCUGAGGCUAACCACAGUGUGGAUAGUGGCCCUGCCCUAGGGUCCUGGACUCACCAAAAGUUGGAGGGGACCAAAAGUCUCAUUCAGACUGGCUGCAGCCCACUACCACUCACUUGAGACCUGUCGAUCUUUGGUGUCCUUGCCAGUUACCAUGAGCAAAAUUGGGGCUGGUGAACCCUCCUCCCCAUCCCACAUACAGAAAGGUAACCCAGAGGGACACAGGUCAGUCACUUCGGGAUUUAUGGCUUGAUUUGGCUAUGACUUGAUUUGGGUCACUGCCACACCGGUCUGGCUAAGGCUGUGGGUAGGUCCCUGAGACACUGCCUUCAUGGCCGAUCACCAGUAGCAGCUUAUGGAUUUGUAUCAGGUGAAGAAAGGGCUGACUGGUCCCUGUGUUUGCAGUGGGAGGUUCCAGAACUUUCUGGAACUGGGAACAGCAGAGUUCGGGAUGGUUAGGUCCGUGUGGGUUUCUGUGUUUCCAGCACAUGGGCCAGGAUCUCAGCCCGAUCACCAGCCACUGCUGCUUAGGCAGGCACAAAGUUCCGUGUGUUCUCAGGCUGCGGUGCCAGUUCUUGGGUUGAAGGUUGUGCCCUGGCCUGUACCUGCCCCUUUGGAGGUGUCCCCUCUCCAGGUGCCAGGACACUAUGAAAUCACUGUGCCCAUUUCAGUAGUUGUAACCGCCCCUCCAGCUGUCCCUACUCCACCCAGAGCUUAGGUCCAAAAGGGUCAGUGCAAGAGGACCAGGGACUGCAGUUUGGUCACUGACUGUGCCAUCCCCAGAAGGGAACCCUCUCUCGGCUACUUGCUGGGAGGUUCCACGAAGUCUUCCGGGUUCCAACCUGGGCAUGAUGCUGUCCUCUAACAGCAACUCCAGGCCAGCCAGAAAGGGCCAGAGGAUUCCACCGAAAUCAUCUCCAGCCCCUGGAUUCUCUCUUUGGAUUGACAUGGUCCUAGAUCAGGGGCUGGAACACGGAGGCCAUUAGACGGGGUGGCUCUCGUGCCUUGGUAGCUACAUAAGCUGACCAAAAUCUAGGCCGGAGUCGAUUCCUCUUAAGUGCACUCAUCUGAGAAAAUGAAAUUUAAGAACAACCAAUCACAAACAGCCAUAAGCAGUCUUCUCUGUGAAAACUUCUCCCCUGUCUCUUCCCAGCACAGAACUCUGGUUUUUUCAGGUGGGCACUGCCUGGUUCCAGUCCACGUUUGCUCAAGUAAACUCUUUAAAACUGAUGUACCUCAGUUUACCUCUUAAAAGGCUUAAAAGCUAAGAAGGGAAAAAAGGACUAUUUUGUGACAUUUGAAAAUUAUAUUGAAAUCAUAUUUCAGUGUGAAUAAAUAAAGUUUAUUGGAACA
Messenger RNA from Mirounga angustirostris (Northern elephant seal), 6035 nucleotides. RefSeq names its product zinc finger protein 7 (gene ZNF7). Gene Ontology annotation, molecular function: DNA-binding transcription factor activity, RNA polymerase II-specific; RNA polymerase II cis-regulatory region sequence-specific DNA binding. Lineage: Eukaryota; Metazoa; Chordata; Mammalia; Carnivora; Phocidae. The coding region runs from base 1557 to 3767 and encodes 736 amino acids. The record is from RefSeq and is a predicted model, not a curated record. The transcript is spliced from 4 exons. Gene Ontology annotation, biological process: regulation of transcription by RNA polymerase II.